This is a messenger RNA of Rhizophagus irregularis DAOM 181602=DAOM 197198, 1123 nucleotides long. RefSeq lists its product as uncharacterized. Gene Ontology annotation, cellular component: CHRAC; epsilon DNA polymerase complex. The record is from RefSeq and is a predicted model, not a curated record. Gene Ontology annotation, biological process: heterochromatin formation; DNA damage response; leading strand elongation. NCBI's taxonomy places the organism in Eukaryota, Fungi, Glomeromycota, Glomeromycetes, Glomerales, Glomeraceae. Gene Ontology annotation, molecular function: chromatin DNA binding; protein heterodimerization activity.
AUUCAUUUUAUAAAAAUGAUAAGUUCGGAAGAGGAUUUUAGUUCAGAAGGUGAAGUUGACUAUGAUAAAGUAGUAAAAGAGAUAGAAGAUUUGGAUAUGCCAAAUUCAAUAAUAACAAAACUUAUAAAUAACGCUCUAGGUAAUAACACAAUACAAGAUGAUGCGAAACUAGCUGUGAUAAGAUCAACGACUGUAUUUAUUAGUCAUAUUACCUCUGUCGCUAAUCGCAUGGCAAAAAGUAAAAACCGUAAAAACAUACAACCUGGGGACGUAUUUAAAGCUCUAGAGGAUGGUGAUUUUGAAGAGUUUUUACCGAGAUUAAAAGAAGAAUUGAGUUUGUUCCAAGCUGGACAAAGAAACAAAAAAUUUGAUAAAGUAAUACAAUCAGUUGAUGAAGAAUUAUCAGGACCAACUUCAUCCGCAGUUGUCAAUUCUUCACCCGGAAAUGGAAUUAUUGUUGAAAUACCAUCACAUAAUGGUAUUAUGAACGAUAUAUCACAUAGUGAUAACGAUGAAAUUGAGACUGAUAUUAAUAGUGAGGGAAUCGGAUCUAGAGGAAAACGAAAACAUUCUAAACGUUCCAAAAUAUUUAGAGAGGUUGUUUCUGUUAAUAUAGAAAAUAAUAGGAGUAAUAUUUUAUCACAAAGCGAUACAAAUAUAAAUGGACAACAGAAACAGGAAAGUGAUGAAACUACACAAAAGAACAACAAUAUAAAAAAAAAAGAUUUGUUAGAUGAUGGUAGUGAUUUGACAAGUAAUAUAGAUUCAAGUAAUGAUGAAGGGACAAAUGAAGCCGAGUAAGUAAUUCAUAACAACUUAAUUAAUGAAUAACAUCUGUUCUUCUUAUGUCCUAUAUACUGUAUAAUACUAUAUUUAUAGAAGAAACCGGAGAAGUACAAAAGAGACUUGAAUAAGUCCGUAAAGUGAAGACUACAUUUUGUGUUUCUUAACUACGUAAAUUUAUUUGUUACUAUUUAAUCAACUUAAUAAUGUUGUCCUCCUUUAACGCGGAUAUAUCAUAAACUUGUACUAAGAUAGGUAAAGGAAUGGAAUAAAAAGUAUUGAAUUAGACUCAUCCCUUUAACAUUUUUGCGUCAGAAAAAAUUUGAUAGAAGCAUUAAUG